GGUUCGAGUUGCGUUACUCUGAUGUUUUCUGGUUAAUAUUCAUGCCUUAGGUCACUGGCGACAAAUCGGCGCUCGGUGAGGUUUUGGAAGGCGUAUAUCUUAUGAAAAUGUAACAUUUGAGCUGAAUACCGUUGAGCAUGGAGAUAAGGUGUUGUUUUUAGUACUUAUGCUACCACUACAUUUCUGGUAGAUUUAACAGUAACGGAAGAUAGACCGCAUUAAAACAGCAGCGCUUCAGUGUUCAUUCUUUCUUUUCAUGAUAAGAUUAAAGUGUGAGAAUUAUGUCCGAACCGACGACGGUCACUCUGGCUAUUGCACCUAGCAGUGGUCCGCAGAAAUCCUUCCCUUUUGUUUUAAAGAAAAUAAUGGACAUCCCACCACCCAACAUCCUAGAGGAUCGGGAUGACGAGCUAGAGAAGGAGAAGCUGAGCCCUGCCGAUGCUGGGGAUGGAGAGCCCGGUGGGGGCCGAGGGGGCGGGAGCGGUGGGUCUGGCGGCGCAGGUGGUAUUUCAGCCUCCCUUACCCCUGCCAUCUGGGAGAAGACCAUCCCCUACGACGGGGAGAACUUCCACCUGGAGUACAUGGACCUGGACGAGUUCCUCCUGGAAAACCGAAUCCCCAUCGCUCUGGAGGAGGAGCUACAGAGGAGCCUGGAACCGGAGCGCCGUAGCCAUGAGGCUCCAGAGACCUCCACGGUGGCCCCGGAGAUGGCUGAGGGAAAAGCAGGUGCUAAAGAAGUAGAGAAUGUGAAAGAAGACAAGGAAGAGAAAGGUGAUGCAGCUGAACUGCAGGUGAUGGAAAAUGCUACAAUGGUCAAAGAUGACUCAGAACGCGUGGCCGCAUCCCCGGUCAGCCCAGAGGAAAUUGAGGUUACCGUGAACUUCCAGCCAGAUCCGACAGACCUGGUUCUGUCCAGCAUUCCGGGUGGGGAGCUCUUCAACCCACGCAAGCACCGCUUCACAGAAGAGGAACUGAAGCCUCAGCCCAUGAUCAAAAAGGCCAAGAAAGUGUUUGUCCCUGCAGAGGCCAAGGACGAUAAGUACUGGUCGAGGAGGAAGAAGAACAACAUGGCGGCGAAGCGUUCACGGGACGCGCGGCGUCUGAAGGAGAACCAGAUAGCCGUGCGUGCCGCCUUUUUGGAGCGGGAGAAUGCCGCGCUCCGGCAGGAAGUGUCCGACCUGCGCAAAGACUGCAGCCGCUGCAAGAAAAUCAUGGCCCUCUACGAGUCCCAGUACGGCCCCCUGUAAGGGACAAACUUCACCAAGAUGCACACCAGAUUAAAACAAUACAAAACCACCAAACUCCCUACUAUUCACACAGUUCCAGAUUACAGUGGACGGGGAUUGUGGGUAAAUUAGGUGUGGGACAGCCAUGGUGAUGUGAAGAGCGGCUUGCUCAGACACUUGCACACAGCUCUGGUGUUUGCUUUUUUUUUUUUUUUUUUUGAACGCACAAGGUUCAAAUGCAGUAAAAAAAAAAACAAAAACAAAAAAAAAACUAAACUGGAACCCACAAAAAGGUGUGGCCCUCAGACAUUGUUGGAGAGACCACCCUAGAGUCUCAACUGGAUCCAGCAAAACCAGACAAGCAGGAAACAUAAGGCAGAACUCGCACAGAACGUUGUCACGGAGACGGAGUAACACAACCACACACCGAGCCAAAGCAUGAAGCCCUACUAAUCCUAGUGACCCCUCCUAACCUUUUACCUUUCACCUUCCCAUGUUCUUGGAGCAUGGGCAGCUGACUCUCUCUCCGCUCCAGCAAAGCCUUGUACACAUGCAUGGCCGUCAGCGGCGUGGGAAAGGCGAGCUUGUUGAUUUAUUCGCGGCGAGCGAGAGAGGGAGACUGUCUGCUAUGUGAGCUGGAGGCGGGAGCGGAAAAGUGUCCAUCAUGAGCUGAGCGAUAAAGGACACAGUAAGUGGUGCAGUUUGGAGGAGCACGAGUGUGUUCCAGCCACAGCAAGUGUGACCUCUACCUUCUUCUCUUCCAGCUCCUGUGUUUGUGAGAAAUGCAUGUUGUCAAGUGUGUGUGUGCGUGGGUGUGUGUGUGUUUCAUUUUCCCUUGAGUUUGCACUCAGUAUAAAGUGUUUUUGUGUGUACUGUGUGAUUAGCAGUAAAUGUUUUUUUUUUUCAGCACAGAUAGAAGCAUGAGUCUCAGUCUAGAAGCAAUGCUUUUCUCCUGUGCCACACAAACAUCACCGGUGACAGCUACCUUUGGACACUGCGAUGAUGGUAGGGCAGAGUAGGGAAAAGACUGUUAUUCUUCCCAAGGUCUAUGGGCUGCAGGUUCCACACACACACACACACACACACACACACACACACACACAAAAGUCUGUACCAGCACAUGCACCUGCAGUACAUCAGGGAUCUUCAAACUCUGGACACUGAAGUCCACUAGACAUUCAUUCUACAUUGACAGUAAUGGGACUUUAUGGCUUUCAGUCCUUUCAAGAGAAAGGAUAAACUAGAGGUUUUUUUUAAAGAUUGUGAUUGUGGUUCUUCCUGUAGUUCUUGGUCCUCAGCUCAGUGCUGAGGAGCUGGGCGGGGCAAAGACAGCAGCCCUGCUCUACAUUUGUGCAGUAAUGCUGCUGGCCUGAUCCUUGGUCCACAGGGAGCAGCUCCGCCUCCAGCUCUGCCUCCAGCUCCGCCCCUGUGCAUAUACCUGUUUCCGCCCCAGCACAGCUCUGUUGCUCCAAACCGUUGUCUCCUUCCACAGUUGUUACAGUGAAUAGACCGUUUCUGUUGUGAUGAUUUUUAACUGUGAGUGUUCUUCACUGUUAACAAUACCCAGUGAUUCUGUCCUACUGUACUGCAUCUUAUUAGUGAUGUUUGCACCAGUAUUUUUAAAUAAAAACAUAUAUAGCUGUAUAUAGAUAUCAAAUCUUUGAAGAAAGAGUAUAUACUUACUGAGUUACUGGGCAGGGAUAGGUAAGCAAAAAUUGGUUUUCUGGUCAGUUGUCGACCAGUGGUCUGGACGUUUUUUGUUUUGUUUUGUCAGAACGUUUAAAAGCAGGGCAAUACAGCGCCAUUCAUGUUUACCUCGUUUCAUGCUUCUGUUCUUAAAUACUAUUGACAGGGUUUUCCUACUGGACAAUAAUACAGCUCUCCUACAGGGGGUGCUAUGUAGAUACACAGACAGCUCAGCCCAACUUUAAAGCUGAGGGAGUGAAUGUUUGAGCAAUAAAAUGCCCGUUUUUUAAAAAAUCAUAGCUUAAUUAAAAAUCAUUUCUACACAGAAAAGACUUCUGAAAUUUCAGAGAUUAUCCAUCACGGGUGGAACGUUUCCAAGGUCUCCUUGUUUUGCAUGCAAAUGGCAUCUAAUUGAAGUUUAGAAAUUACAUUAAAGGUCCGAUAAGCUGUUACUGAUAAACUUUUACUGAGGUAAACAGGUCGAUAAAUGUCUUUGGAAAUACACACAAAAAAACACACAAAGUGUACUUAAAAUCUCAUAGCUACAAUGAGUAGCAUGAAAUACUGAUGAAAUACUCUGAACUGCAACAAAGGCUCUAUCAAAAAGUCGGAUGCGUCCCAGGUUGCUCGGUUUGUCCGAAACUGAUUGUGCCACACAGUUCCACAUAGGAAAAAGACGAUAUGACCCAAUGCUCCUGGUUUCUCUAAAUUAUAAUGAUGCCGUGUAGACCGUUGACCACAGCAUGCAGUCUGCCUCAGUCUGUUGCAUAUUCUACUCCAAAUCUUCUCGUUCUGGCAAUGCAGCUCCAUCAUGGUCUCUGUAAGUACAGCCAUCAGUAUAACGAUGGUAGGAGCCUCCCAAAGUUUUGUUUGUUUGAUCACUUCACUGUUUAUUAGAGCACACAUGUCUCAUCCUUAACUAUCACCAACCUAUUAAUCUGUAUUCCUGACUCCAGCAUUUAAUAUACUUGACCAUUCUUUUCUUAGGUUUUAUUCAUACUGUUCAAUUCUGACAAAAACAUAGAUAUAAUGGACAUUUGAAUGAGUUAUUAGGGAUUUAUUUUUUGUUUGUUUGUUGUGAAAUAUGCCCUUUCAUUUACAUUUUAUUUGUUGAUGUGUGGUGAUAGUCAUAAUGCAGACAAAGAACCUCUCUGUGGACAUAUACCUAAAAAUUAUGAAGAAAACCUUUCUUGUACCCAACUAUGGACAUGUAGCAGUCAGAGGUUUGUUUUCUGUAUGCAUUGUUUUAGCCAAAAAUAUUUGUUUUAAAAACCAGUACACCUUUUUAAAAGUGACUUGUUUAUGUAUAUAUGAAGAGGCUUUUCUUCCUGGUAAGUAGGGGUAUUGUGAAAUGCAACAUGUCCUAAAUGUGUCCUGUAUAAUAAAGUGGAAUUGAAAUUCA
Molecule: messenger RNA, 4314 nt
Organism: Electrophorus electricus (electric eel)
Lineage: Eukaryota; Metazoa; Chordata; Actinopteri; Gymnotiformes; Gymnotidae
Gene: tefb
Product: TEF transcription factor, PAR bZIP family member b
Biological process (GO): regulation of transcription by RNA polymerase II
Cellular component (GO): nucleus
Molecular function (GO): RNA polymerase II cis-regulatory region sequence-specific DNA binding; DNA-binding transcription factor activity, RNA polymerase II-specific
Source: RefSeq, a predicted model, not a curated record